Fusarium pseudograminearum CS3096 is the source of this 324-nucleotide messenger RNA. RefSeq lists its product as uncharacterized. Lineage: Eukaryota; Fungi; Ascomycota; Sordariomycetes; Hypocreales; Nectriaceae. The transcript has a single exon. Bases 1 to 324 code for a protein of 107 amino acids. The record is from RefSeq and is a predicted model, not a curated record. Gene Ontology annotation, molecular function: ATP hydrolysis activity.
AUGGCGCUUGUCGGUCUGGGUGGGGUCGGUAAGACUCAAAUCGCACUGCGUUUUGCCUACCGGAUCAAGGAGAAACGACCAGAGUAUUCGAUCUUUUGGGUGCCAGUUCUGAGCGUUGAAACUGCAGAACGUGCGUAUGGGGACAUGGCAAACAAGCUUGACUUACAGAAGAGUAGUGAAGAAGAGGAUGUCAAGAAUCUAGUCCGUCAGCACCUCAGCUCAGAUAAAGCCGGCAAAUGGCUCUUAAUCAUUGAUAAUGCCGAUGACGAGGAGCUUAUCUUUGGAUCUGCUGAGAAGCCAGGUUUGGAAGAGUAUCUUCCUUAG